AGGCGGGGCCUCGGAGGGAGACGCCGGGGCGGACCGGAGCGCUAGACGCCGCGCCCUAUGGCCGAAUCUGCCGGGCUGUUACCGGCCGGCCGCAAGGCCCGGGCCCACCGCGCCUCUCGAAAGGCCUCAGGUAGUAAACAGAAAAGUACCUUGAAACAGGAAGAUGCUUCUAAAAGGAAAGCAGAACUAGAAGAGACUAUGAGAAAGAAGAUUGAGUUUGAGAGAAAAGCUCUACAUAUUGUUGAACAACUUUUAGAAGAGAAUAUUACAGAAGAAUUCUUAAUGGAGUGUGGGAAGUGUAUCACACCUGCUCACUACAGCGAUGUCGUGGAUGAACGUUCUAUUAUCAAGCUCUGUGGUUAUCCCUUAUGUCACAAGAAGCUAGGAAUAGUACCAAAACAGAAAUAUAAAAUUUCUACCAAAACCAAUAAAGUCUAUGAUAUUACUGAGAGAAAGUGUUUUUGCAGCAAUUUUUGUUAUAAAGCAUCUAAGUUUUUUGAAGCACAAAUUCCUAAAACUCCAGUAUGGGUUCGAGAAGAAGAAAGGCACCCUGAUUUUCAGCUGCUACAGGAGGGACAAAGUGGCCAUUCUGGAGAAGAAGUACAGUUAUGCAGUAAGACCAUUAAAACAUCAGAUGUUGACAAUCCUGGCCAUAUUGAGAAGCAAUAUGAAUCUAAUUCUUCUAGCAUUCAUAGUGAUAGUAGCAGUGAUAAUGAGCAAGACUUUGUUUCCUCCAUUCUACCAGGAAACAGACCAAAUGCAACGGGUACAAGGCAACAGCUGCACAUAAAAAGCAUCAUGAAAAAGAAAGCUCGUCAAAAAUCUAACUUCAAGCAAAAAGACAAAAAACAGGCAGUAAUAAGUAUUACUGAGCAGUUAGGCAAUUGCAGAUUAGAUAGUCAGGAGAAAGCUGCUACUUGUGAACUUCCUUUACAGAAGGAAAAUACUCAGGUUUCUUUAAAUAGUCCUUCAAGAGAAAACUUAGAUGCUUCAGAAAUUCCUGAAAAUAAAUACAAUAGUUCAGAAAUAACUUUAGUAGGCAUAAGUAAGAAAAGUGCUGAACAUUUUAAGAGGAAAUUUGUCAAAUCAAACCAAGUUUCUAGGUCAGCUUCUAGUUCAGUGCAGGUGUGUCCUGAAGUUGCGAAGGCAAACUUACUUAAAGUUCUGAAGGAGACUUUGAUUGAGUGGAAGACAGAAGAAACUUUGAGGUUUUUGUAUGGCCAGAAUUAUGCUUCUGUGUGUCCAAAACCCUCUUCAGACCCUCUGGUUAAAGAAGAAGAGCUUGAUGAAGAUGACAUAAACUCUGACCCAGAUAGUCAUUCCCCCACCUUGCGGGAAUCUCAGGACAGCUUGGAUGAGUCUUUGCCUUUCAGGGCCUCAGAUACAGCCAUUAAACCACUGCCAAGUUAUGAGAGCUUGAAAAAGGAAACUGAAACAUUAAACCUAAGGAUCAGAGAGUUUUAUAGAGGACAGUAUGUUUUAAAUGAAGAAACCACCAAAUCACAAGACUCAGAAGAGCAUGAUCCCACCUUUCCACUGAUAGAUUCAAGUUCUCAGAACCAGAUUAGAAAACGCAUCGUACUUGAAAAAUUGAGUAAAGUAUUGCCUGGACUUUUGGGGCCUCUUCAGAUUACAUUAGGAGAUAUUUACACACAACUUAAAAAUCUUGUUCGAACUUUCAGAUUAACAAAUAGAAAUAUUAUACACAAGCCUGCAGAAUGGACCUUAAUUGCUAUGGUGUUGCUGUCAUUGUGAUAUAAUCCAAACAUUCAUUAUAAAUUACUAGAGGCCUGGCGCACGAAAUUCAUGCAUGGAGUGGUGGGAUCCCUCAGCCCAGCCUGUACCCUCUUGCAAUCCGGGACCCCUCAGACAUCCCUCUCUCAACCCAGGACUGCUGGCUCCUAACCGCUCACCUGCCUGCCUAAUCGCCCCUAACCACUCUGCCUGCCUACCUGAUCACCCCUAACCUCUCGCCUGCCUGCCUGAUCGCCCCUAACCACUCGCCUGCCUGCUUGAUCACCCCUAACUACUCGCCUGCCUACCUCAUAUCCCCUAACCACUCUGCCUGCCUCCUGAUCGACCCUGACUGCUCACCUGCCUGCCUGAUCACCCCUAACCACCUCUGCCUCAGCCCCCACCACUGCGGCUUCAUCUUUCAAGGACAUUUGGAAUGAUGUCUAGAAGGUCGUUCAGCUGUCCGGUCUAAUUAGCAUAUUACACUUUUAUUAUUAUAGAUGUUUUUAAAGCAAUUCUCAGCUUCAAGCUUCUCCCCACAACUUCCUUUCCCCAAGUGGAAAGAAAAAACUUCAUUAAUUUUCCUUUCUGAGCAGAAUUUUGGUGGGUUUUGCUGCCAUGAAGAACAUGUUAUAGAUCCAGACUUUUAGGCAUCUUUCUGUAAUUAAUAAUAUGUUUGAUCUUUCCAGUUUUUUUCUGAGAUUUCUCUUCUGCUUGUAUUAGGAAAGCCUCUCCCUGGGAAUGUUGAUAAAUCAGAAAGACUUCAUCUCUGCCAUGACAAAAACAUGUUGAGGACUGAAGCCCCCUUAUUCCUUCCCAUUUCAUGAAUAUGUAUUUAAUAUUUUUG
Myotis daubentonii (Daubenton's bat) is the source of this 2581-nucleotide messenger RNA. RefSeq names its product RNA polymerase II associated protein 2 (gene RPAP2). Gene Ontology annotation, molecular function: RNA polymerase core enzyme binding; RNA polymerase II CTD heptapeptide repeat phosphatase activity. The record is from RefSeq and is a predicted model, not a curated record. NCBI's taxonomy places the organism in Eukaryota, Metazoa, Chordata, Mammalia, Chiroptera, Vespertilionidae. Gene Ontology annotation, cellular component: cytoplasm; nucleus.